AUGAGCCUGAUGGACCAGGACGAGGGCAAAGCGGCAGAAGAAUCCUUUGGCCGCUGGUUUUCUGCUGCACAGCGCGGAGAUUGCGCCUAUCUAAAACAGCAUAUAGCGACCAUGCGGCGAGCCGUGGACUCCCGAGGAAUGACUGCGCUGAUGCAUGCAGCGGAUGCAGGUCACGCAUCGUGUGUCCAAGCACUGGUUAGUGAAGCGUGCGAAAUCAGCUCUGAGGGGUUCACGGCUCUUGGGUACGCAAUCCGCGCGUCCUCGAUUGAUGCUGCAGGAGUCUUGCUUCCGUAUGAGGGCUCUGUUGAGGCCUCUUCCGGUCUUUCUCCACUCCUUAUGGCAUUGAAGUACAAGCAGGACACCAUUGCACAUAUGUGCUUUGAGCAUAUGGAUCCAUCCAAAGAUCUGGCUCAGGGCAAGGAUGGGGAGUUUAGAAAGAUAUUAAUGUUUGCUAUUGAGCUGAAUGACUACGAGCUCCUGCAGGACGCCAUCCGUCACUGUCAUAAGCUGCCUGCGGGCGAUAUAGCCGAGGCAAUUUCUCUCGAAACAGCUGCCGGCCCAACCUUUUGCAUAACGUACCUCAUGGGUGUGCUUGACGGACUCACACACCGGGAUGACUCAAGGCGCCAACACGCUUCUCCCAUACUGAUCACAACGACUCCAGAUGUUGUAAAGGGUGGUCCCAAAGUAGAUGAGAACGGAAACACUCUCUUGAUGAGGGCAGUCAUGACCUUCAACUAUAAGAAGAUGCUUGACUAUUCUUCUAUCCUGUGCAGAAACGUGAACAGGGAGGGGAAGACUGCGCUCAUGAUCGCGGCAGAAAUAGGCAAUGAGUCCGCUGCGGCAAUACUCAGGAAAUACGAGGCGAAGAUCCAAGAUCCUGCUGGAAUGACGGCCCUGAUGUUCGCCGUGAACAAGGGAAAUUUAAAGCUCGUCCAGACGCUGUUAAAGUAUGAGGUUGGUCUGAAGGACGUUGUAGGUCGGACGGCGCUAAUGCAUGCAGUACUAUCAAACAACCAGCCUAUUAUUCAGGAACUUAUCAAGUGUGAGACUAGCAACCAAGAUUUCCAGGGCAAAACAGCCCUUAUCUAUGCCGUAGAGCAGAACCUUUAUCAAGCCUGCAAGGCGCUCAUUCCUUAUGAAGCGGGCUUGGUGGACCAUAGGGGUCUGCGUGCAAUAGAUUAUGCCAAGCUCUUCGACAAUAUGGAGCUGAUAGAUCUUUUAGAGGACUCAGAAGGAAUUUCACGAAACUCUCUUCAGCAGAUCCUGCUUCGUCACGGGCGGCUAGCGCCACGCAUAUCCAGGCCCAGCCCCAGUCGUAGUAGCCCUAGGCCGGCUCUCUCUGGUUCCACUGUGAGCAAGCCCACUACUUCAACACAAGAUAAGCAGCACACCACUGUAGAUGUGAAUAAAGAAGGCUCACUGCCUGAAGACGCGAAGGUAUUUUCCACCGAUCUUAUCUCUGCUGUCCACGCCAGUAGGUACUAUGACAUCGGUGUUCUAGCCCCACAUCUUGCCAACAUGAGAGAUCACCACAACCUCACGGCACUCCAUUACGCUAUCUACCAGAACAAACGAGUGGCAGUACGCAUCUUGCUUCCUUACGAAUACGAAUCCCUUAAUGGGUUUACUAUUCCACCAGAGACGCGACCAGAGAUAGUCGAGAUGAUAAACCUCUAUAGGAAGUGA
Giardia duodenalis is the source of this 1689-nucleotide messenger RNA. Its product is annotated as Ankyrin repeat protein 1. The transcript has a single exon. The record is from RefSeq and is a predicted model, not a curated record. Bases 1 to 1689 code for a protein of 562 amino acids. Gene Ontology annotation, molecular function: protein binding. Lineage: Eukaryota; Fornicata; Diplomonadida; Hexamitidae.